CAUGGCGCUGGUGAAGAAAACCGACGGUUCGCCGAACAAAGCUUUUUUCGAAUCCCAGGAAACCAUCAACGGGUUAGAUAAUAUCAAGACAUGGUUAGAAAAAAAAGCAAAGAAGUAUAUUACUGGAGAAUCAACUACGAAUAAGAGUCUUAGUUCUCUCCUCCAUCAAUUUAUUCAGUUUCAAGAGGAUAAUUUUGGUAAAAAUGCAUCAAAACCACUCAUGACGAAAUUACCUAUGAAAUAUUGGCUGGAUUUUAAAAGUGGAGGUGCAGCUUGUUGCCUAUUUACGGCUGCUUUCAAGUUUAAGUUUGAUCAGGGCUGGAAGAAGUUCGACUUGGGCACUGCAAGUAAAUUAGAACAAAACACAGAAAUGUUUACAGAGAUGUGGAAUUCCUUGACUGCGGCUGGAUUUUCAACUUCACCGAAAAUAUAUUUCCAUCAGUCAGUCGAAAAGCUCUUAUUACCAAAAUUUAGAGACAUUGUGAAACGUCAUAAAGGAGAAAUUGUUGAUAAAAUGGAAAAUGCUACUCAUAUCAUCCAUGCUAUGCAGACAUCGAAAAGUGAGGGUAAAGAAUUUGUAAGACCUGUAUUCAAAAGGGAAAAUGGAGGAACAAUCAUUCAUUUUUGGAAUCUGCCAGACAGUUAUGACGUAUACUCGGAGCAACGUUUGGAACAAGAAGUUUAUGUCCCUACAGAAUGCAGUCUGUGGGAGGUAUCUGCUGACUGGUUAUUAGAUCUUGACGAGUACAACGAAUGGAUGAAUGAGGAAGAUUACUUGGUCGAUGCCGAAAAAAAAGCGAAAGUGACUAAACUAAGUAUUGAAGAACUUAAUUUUCUUGAUCCUGUUUCACCUGCUCCGAGUUCCAGUUCGACUGCUUCAAAAAAGAGUGGAAAAGGAAAAAGGAAGAGAUCGGUGUCUCCUUCACCCAUGAAGAAGAAAAGAUCAGGACGAAUAGUUGUAAGCGCGGUUGACGCAAAAAAGAAAAAAGGUGUAAAGGAGGAAGAAGAAGAAAUGAUGGAUGAAGGUGAAGAAAAUGUCGAAACUCAAGUUAAAGAAGUUAUCAAUCCAAAGAAAGACGCUAAACCGGACAAAAAUAACACGCUUAUGGAUAUCGGGGAGGAAGAUGAAGAUAAGCAAUCGGAUGAAGGAAGAUCUCGGCCUCCAUCUCCUUCUGAAGAAGAUGACCAAGGACAAACACAACCUAUACAAAUGACAGAUCAAACGCAUCAUAUAAUAAUACCUUCUUAUUCAGCUUGGUUUGAUUACUCAAGUAUCCACUCAAUCGAGAGGAGAGGAUUACCUGAAUUUUUCAAUGGCAAAAAUAAGAGCAAAACGCCUGAAAUAUAUGUGGCUUACAGAAACUUUAUGAUUGAUACAUAUCGAUUGAACCCUAGGGAGUAUCUUACCUUUACUGCUUGUCGAAGAAAUUUAGCUGGCGACGUUUGUUGUAUAAUGAGAGUACACGCAUUUCUGGAGCAAUGGGGAUUGGUGAAUUAUCAAGUAGAUGGAGAUAGCAGAACUCUUGCUAUGGGACCACCAUCCACCCAACAUUUCAAUACUUUGGUGGAUACUCCAUCCGGAUUACAGCCAGUUAAUCCUCCAAAAACAAUACAGGAUUUAAUGUACGGCUGGUUCGGCUAUAAACCAAAGUUCUUACAAAAGAUCAAUACCCCUGGAUGGUACACCUUAUUCUUUUGUCUAGCUUCUAUUUUUCAAUCAACGUUAACAUCAGGAUUACCAGGUUUGACUCUCUCAAGCAUAGAGAAGCGAUUUGGAAUUAGUUCAGCAGCUAGUUCAGCAAUAAUUAUUUCUGUUGAUGUCUCCUCAUUGUUAUGUCUCCUUCUGUUAAGCGUAAUUGCUGCCAGAAUUCAUAGACCUAGGUGGUUGUCCUUUGGUUUAUUUCUUUGUGUUGCUGGAAGUAUUGUUUUUGUCAUACCUCAUUUUAAUUCGCCUACCUAUAAACCCAGUGGAAGUAAUAAUUUAAGUGAUGUUUGUGGUCCUAAAAAUGAGAGUUUGUGCAAUUCCGAUUCAUCUAGUAAUGUUGGAAGUGUAGGAAAGCACAUGGUUGCUUUCAUUAUUGGCAGAAUUUUAGUAGGAGUUGGACAUACUCCUGUUUUGACAAUUGCCUUGUCAUAUCUUGACGAUAUUGUCACAAAAGAGAGAUUCUCGUUUUUAGUCGGUUUCUACUACUCCACAACCGUGUUCGGUCCAGCUUUAGGCUUUGUUGGUGGUGGGUUUCUUCUGAGACUUUUUACAGAUUUUUAUAAAAUUAGUAAAGACGAAAUUCUUAUUCAAAAUAAUGAUACAAGAUGGAUAGGAGCCUGGUGGAUAGGAUAUUUGAUAUGUGGAGGCCUGAUUUUUCUUUGUACCCUCCCACUAACUGGAUAUCCAGCAGAUAUGCCGGGAGCAGCUGAAAUUAGAUCUAAGAGAAUAUCAGAAGCUCACGGAGGAGAAUUACAGAAUAAAGAGACUUGGGGAUUAAAGCAGAUGCCGAAACUAAUUUUAGGCAGGACUCCCAGAUAUAUAAGAGAUAAUCAGAAGAUUAAAUGCUAUCAGUAG
Dimorphilus gyrociliatus is the source of this 2560-nucleotide messenger RNA. NCBI's taxonomy places the organism in Eukaryota, Metazoa, Annelida, Polychaeta, Dinophilidae. The record is from the annotation of a GenBank genome assembly.